UGUGAACCUUUCCUUCCUGUUUCUGCAAUACAGGCAGCAAAACCCCCGCAUAGUGGGCUGCAGCAGACAUCUAUCAGGCCUCAAUAAUGGCUGUGUUCUUAGUCUUAGCGUUACAAAUUCGCUUAGCUCUUAGCUCCAGUCGCGCCAGAUGCGUGAUUGUAUUCAUUUAGCAUCCAUUAUUUUAGACAUUUUAUUUAUUGUCUCUGCACAGCAUCAGGAACACGCGCUGUUCUCCGGCAAUUGUUCCCACCGUAUUCUCAUGGCGGAGACUAAAAUCAUUUACCAUAUAGACGAGGAGGAAACUCCUUAUCUGGUGAAACUGUCAGUAGCUCCAGAGAAGGUAACUUUGGCAGAUUUCAAAAAUGUCCUCAGCAACCGACCGGUCAACAGCUACAAAUUCUUCUUUAAAUCUAUGGAUCAAGAUUUUGGGGUUGUCAAAGAAGAAGUCUCCGACGAUAAUGCCAAACUGCCUUGUUUCAACGGGAGAGUGGUGUCAUGGCUUGUAUUGGCCGAGAGCUCCCACACAGAUGGGAUGUCGGUGUGCACUGACAGUCAUACAGAGCUGCCUCCACCACUGGAGAGGACGGGAGGCAUCGGAGACUCUAGACCCCCCUCAUUCCAUGCUAAUGCCGUGAACAGCCGAGACGGGAUGGACACAGAAACUGGAAGCGAGUCUGUUCUCCGUCACCGUCGAGAGAGGGAACGAGAAAGGACCAGACGGAGGAGAGAUGAAUUCCCACGUGUGAACGGUCACUCUAAAGCCGAGCGGGUGGUGAGGGACAAGGCCAUGGCCUGUGACAGCGGCUCUAUGAUGAGCAGUGAGCUGGAGUCAAGCUCCUUCAUCGAUAGCGAGGAGGAUGAGAAUGCUAGCAGGCUGAGCAGUUCCACAGAGCAGAGCUCUUCUUUUCAGUUAAUGAAGAGACAUAAGCGCAGGCGCCGGCGACACAAAGUGGCAAAAAUCGACAGGUCAUCUUCCUUCAGCAGUAUCACAGAUUCAACCAUGAGCCUCAACAUCAUCACAGUUACUCUUAAUAUGGGUAAGAUCAGCUGCCCUUGUACAUGUACACACACAGUACAUCACAAAUUCAUCCCUUCUGUGUUCUCUUUCAUUUGCACAGAGAAAUAUAACUUUCUCGGCAUCAGUAUAGUGGGCCAAAGUAACGAUAGAGGAGAUGGUGGCAUCUACAUCGGCUCUAUAAUGAAGGGAGGAGCGGUGGCAGCAGAUGGCAGGAUAGAGCCAGGCGACAUGCUGCUGCAGGUAAAUGACGUGAACUUCGAAAACAUGAGCAAUGAUGAUGCAGUCAGGAUCCUCAGAGAGAUUGUCUCAAAGAAUGGGCCCAUCAGUCUCACUGUUGCCAAAUGCUGGGACCCUUCCCCUCGCAGUUACUUCACGAUACCCAGAGCCGAACCAGUUCGACCUAUUGACCCGGCAGCAUGGAUUUCCCACACUACUGCACUUACAGGAUCUUACCCACAAAACGAGUUUGACGAUCUCCCUCUUACAGUGGGAAAGACGGACAUGGCCACUAUUGUAAAGGUGAUGCAGCUCCCAGACUCAGGACUAGAAAUAAGGGACAGAAUGUGGCUGAAGAUUACUAUAGCUAAUGCUGUUAUAGGAGGUGAUGUAGUAGACUGGCUCUACUCACGGGUCGAGGGAUUCAAAGACCGACGGGAUGCCAGAAAAUACGCCAGCAGUCUGCUCAAACAUGGCUAUCUCAGACACACUGUCAACAAGAUCACCUUCUCUGAACAGUGCUACUACACAUUUGGAGAUCUCUGCCAAAAUAUGGCUACACUAAACUUGAAUGAGGGAUCGAGUGGUGCUGGUUCAGAGCAGGACACAUUGGCCCCUCUCCCCCCUCCGUCCACUAACCCGUGGCCCAUGGGCGGCCAGCCCUUUCCCUACCCACCCUUCUCCACACCACCCUCUGGUUUCCCCCCAGGAUAUUCGGACCCCUGCCACAGUUUCCACAGUGGCAGCGCAGGAAGUCAUCACAGUGAGGGAAGUCGAAGCAGUAGUUCCAACCCUAGCGCUGGGAGGAGCCAGCGACCUGUUCUGAGGGACAAGGACCGUAAAUCAGCAGGCAGCGGUGGCAGCGAAUCGCAUUCAGGCAAGCAAGCAGGUGGGAGGCGGGUUGAACGUUCAGCCAGCCAGCUGAGCCACUGGAGUCAUGCUCUCUCAUCUCGCAGCUACACUCAUUCCCGUGUCCCGUCCCAGCACAGCCGCACGUCCUUCUCCUACAGUCACGCUCCCUUUUCCAAGUACGGCCACACCUCUUGUGCACUCAGCGAACGGAGCCACGCUUCCUCUUACGGACCCCCAGGCCUGCCUCCUCCCUACAGCCUGGCCAGAUUGACCCCUAAGGGGGCUAUCAGCAGUGGGCCCCCAGGGGCCCCUCCAGUGAGGGAAAUAGGGGCCAUACUACCUGAACUCACCGCCAGUCGCCAGUCAUUCCAGCAUGCCAUGGGCAACCCUUGUGAGUUUUUUGUGGAUAUAAUGUAAUUAGAUGAAUAAAUAAUAAAUAACAGUAGAGAAAUCUCACAGGACGAGAGCCAUGAAUACAUAAUCAACUUUUACCAACAGCACAUGUGGCCUUGCUGUAGUUGCAAGUUUCUGUGGAAGGUUGAGGAACAAAUGUGUUUAGAUUAAUUGUGUGUUUAGCAGAGGGCAAAUAGCCUUACUCACUACUGUUCAAAAGUUUGGCAGUCGGUAAGAUUUUAAUAUUUUUGAAAAACAUCUCUGCAUUUAUUUGAUCAAAAAUACAGUAAAAACUGUAAUAUUGUGAAAUAGUUUUACAAAUUUAAAUAACAGUUUUUUUAUUAUAUAUUUUCAAAUAUAAUUUAUUUCUGUGAUGGCAAAAUGAAUUUUUAGCCAUCAUUUCUUCUUAUGAAUGUUGAAAACACUUGUGGAAAAUGUGGUACGUUUUCUUUUUCUUUUUCAGGAUUCUUUGAUGAAUAUAAAAUUACAUAAACACCAUUCAUUCGGAAUAUAAAUCUUUUGUAACAUUUUAAAUGUUUUUACGGUCUCUUCAAAAAUAAAAAAAUAAAAAUAAAUAAAUAAAUAAUAUAUACUGACCCAAACGUUUAAACAGCAGUGUACUUCCAAAAGUAUAGCAACAAAAAAAGAGCAUAUCAACUAUUUUAUUGCUUAUUUCUGUCACCAUUAAAGCUGCAGUAGGUAACUUUUGUAAAAAUAUAUUUUUUACAUAUUUGUUAAACCUGUCAUUAUGUCCUGACAGUAGAAUAUGAGACAGAUAAUCUGUGAAAAAAUCAAGCUCCUCUGGCUCCUCCCAGUGGUCCUAUUGCCAUUUGCAGAAACUCCAUCGCUCCUGGUAAAAAAUAACCAAUCAGAGCUGCGGUCCGUAACUUUGUUUGUGUUCAAAAUGUAGAAAAAUGUAUAUGAUAAGCGAGUACACCAUGAAUCCGUUUUCCAAACCGUGUUUUUAGCUUGCCCUGAAUCACUAGGGUGCACCUAUAAUAAGUGUUUAUAUUCGGACUAUUUCAGAUUGCUUCGGGGGUACCGCAGCGGGGGAACCCAGUACCUUUGUGAUUCUUCAUAAACAUAAACAGAGAGAAGUAGUUCCGGCUACGAUGUUCUACCGCAAGACGCAAGCAGUUCUGUUUAUUAACCACUAGAGCGUCAAAAGUUCCCUACCGCAGCUUUAACAAAACAAAACAUAUACACGUGUGCAAACAAGGUUAAUAUUAUAAAUUGGGGUCAGCACAGCUUUUUAGACCAGUAUUAACCAUUUAUCAAUAAAAUAGCAAGCACACCAGCAACCACAUUUUUAAUUGAUUUUAAUUUUAAUUUUUGAUUAGCAAAUGGUAAAGACAAUCAGACAAUGCCCUCUGCUGGUCAGGAGCUGUUAGUCCUUUCCCAAGCUGUCAGUGAACAGACUAGACUACUGAUCACAUUUAUGAUCCAGCAACAUUCAGAAGUAUUUUCAUUUUGUGUUCGUUUCUGUUAAAAUGCUAUUCAAAACAAUCUUUAUAUUGUUGUUUCAUGGUGCACAUGAUUACUGCUUAAAGCUCUUGUGCACUAUAAGCUGUCUGCGCAGGUGAUGGAUAUAAAUGGAAUAAAAAAAAAUUUGACACGUUUCCAUUUAUUACCAGGUUGGAAAUAAGGUAGCAUGUCACUGUUAUGACUCUUGGCUCUAAAGCACUAGCUACAAUAAUGUAUUUUCAGGAAAGAAAAAAGCUGCUGGAUAUCAGGGUAAACUCAAAAACCAGCACUUAAACGGUGUGCACAAAAUAAAUUGGCACUUGCUGAACAUCUGAAAUUAGUUGUAUUUUCUUGAAUAUUGUCUGUAAGUCCUUUUUUUUUUUUUUUGCCCCUGGAAUAAUGAGUCAGUUGUAUGAUGUGGUAUCUGGUGCUGGUUACCCGUUCAUCUCUAAGAGAAAACAUUUGCUCAAAAGCUUGUUUAAAGUAACUAACUGAAGGGGACUAGUUAGCAUAUGGAGUGUUAACUACUGUAUGUGUAGUAUUUAACCAUUUGAAGGCUAACAAACUGGCACUUUUACAAGGUCUGAUCUGCCCUUUUAUUGUACAUCUUUAGAUGUGUUGUCUAUUUUUCUCUCUUAGGAAGACUGGGGUGUAAUGCUGUACAUAGUUCAUUUUUAUUGUAUAUAUGAAAAUAGAUAAUUGUAAAAAGUUUAUGUACAGAGCUUCUGGUCAUGCCUUUUUGUAGUUAUGAUGUAAAUUGGACUUGUCUGUUUGUGAGUUUAAAGCAGUUUUCUAAAUCUCAUUCUGCUUUGUGUUGUAUUUGUCUAACCAUUUGUCAGUGAAACUAUCUGAAAUAAAUUAUUCAUCUAAA
Carassius gibelio (silver crucian carp) is the source of this 4814-nucleotide messenger RNA. Its product is annotated as segment polarity protein dishevelled homolog DVL-1-like. Gene Ontology annotation, cellular component: cytosol. Bases 149 to 2503 code for a protein of 784 amino acids. The transcript has 14 exons. Gene Ontology annotation, molecular function: frizzled binding. Gene Ontology annotation, biological process: canonical Wnt signaling pathway; intracellular signal transduction. The record is from RefSeq and is a predicted model, not a curated record. Lineage: Eukaryota; Metazoa; Chordata; Actinopteri; Cypriniformes; Cyprinidae.